AUGAAUAAGUUGUACUUGAAGGCGGCCGAAAGGAUAGGAAUAGUGGAAGAAACGAAACUCGAGCCAACAUUUGAAGAAGGUAUUAAAAAAGUUGAAGCUUACAGACUGGCUGUUGACAGCGCCUUGGAUGGCCUAGAAGCUAUGAUGCAGCCAAAUCGUCUUGUAGUUGAGACAGGGGCCAUUGUGGCUCCUCCUGGGCAGGAUCCCCACGAGGUCAUGGCUGCUGCCUGUACAAAAUUGAGGCAAUAUGUAGACUCUGCCUCUCAGGUUCCCAUGACUUCAUCUAUUGUCAGUCGUGAUGGGCGUGCCGCAAUUAGAAGAAUCCGACGUUUUGUAACUGUAGACAAUCAACAAAUGAAGGACGAUAUGGAGAAGGUGAAGGAGGGACUAGAACUUAUGGAUGUAGCAAGACAUGAGGCAUCGAAAAUUCAGCUUGUGAUUGACGAGCUCCCGGUAACCAUAUUCACCAAUCAGCGAGAAGUCGUUAAGUUUUUCAUCCAACGAGAGAAAUACCAUUCAACAGCUACUGGAAUUUUGAAAGAUUUAGUAGAGAAAAUAGAGAAGUGA
This is a messenger RNA of Cylicostephanus goldi, 567 nucleotides long. The record is from the annotation of a GenBank genome assembly. NCBI's taxonomy places the organism in Eukaryota, Metazoa, Nematoda, Chromadorea, Rhabditida, Strongylidae.